Venturia canescens is the source of this 3651-nucleotide messenger RNA. RefSeq lists its product as uncharacterized. The transcript has 3 exons. NCBI's taxonomy places the organism in Eukaryota, Metazoa, Arthropoda, Insecta, Hymenoptera, Ichneumonidae. Gene Ontology annotation, molecular function: nucleic acid binding; aspartic-type endopeptidase activity. The record is from RefSeq and is a predicted model, not a curated record. Gene Ontology annotation, biological process: proteolysis; DNA integration. Bases 1 to 3651 code for a protein of 1216 amino acids.
AUGUUGAUCGACACGGGCUCGGAGAUCACAUUCAUCACUGCUUCUCUCGUGCAGCAACUCAAGCUUCACCGGGAAGCAUCGGUAAUACCGAUCAUCGGGAUCGGCGGGACGCAUUCGGGCCACACGCGCGGGGUGGUUAGCGUAAAGCUUCGGUCUAUGCACUCAUCGGACAUUGUCUCAAUAAAAGCUCACAUUUUGUCAAAGUUAAUGCCUACUCUCCCUUCAUUUACACCUCCUAACAUCUCACUUUCUCAUCUGCAAGGUCUUCCACUUGCAGACCCGGAAUUUCUCUCACCAGAGUCCAUCGAUUUAAUUCUCGGAGCUGACAUCUAUGGGCAACUCAUUCGGGAGCAGAUCAAGCGGGGGCCUCAGGGCACACCGAUUGCACAGAAUACGGUUUUCGGGUGGAUCGUUCUCGGUCCUAUGGACCCUUCUAAACAGUCAGCCGGGUUGGUUCAUCACGCUGCAGUGGAUCACGGGUAUCAGGAGCUUCAGGAUCUCCUCACACAGUUUUGGGUACAGGAAGAAGUCUCGGGCUCGGGCGAAUCGCACCUCACUCCUGACGAGCAGGAAUGUGAGACUCAUUUCUUGACGACACACAAACGGGACUCAGACGGGCGGUACGUCGUCAGAUUGCCGGUUAAAACCGCAUCGGGGACAUUGGGCGGGUCUUUUCACACAGCUUCUUCUUGUCUCCAUCGACUACAAUGCAAACUCAAUCGGGAUUCAAGCUACAGGGGCCUCUACGACACGUUUCUCGGGGAAUACGAAUCAUUGGGGCACAUGACUCGAGUCUCGGAUUCGGGAAUUUCGCUUAACGACAUUCUGCACACGGGCGCGAAACUGCAGCGAGAUAUUUCGGACGUUCUCUUGUGGGUCAGACGACACCGUUUCGUCUUCGCGACCGACAUCGUUAAGAUGUUCCGGCAAAUUCGGGUUCACGAAACACCAUUUCUCGCGGGACGGGCCCUGGAUCCACUGGUUACAGACGAGGGCGGGAAAUAUCCCGAAGCUGUCGCCCCUCUUACAAAGGGGCGAUAUGUGGACGAUAUUUACGGCGGUGCUGACCAGCUCGCAGAUCUCAUCACGCAAGUGGAGCAACUCAUCGGGAUUUGUACAGCGGGCUGCUUUCCUCUGGCCAAGUGGCAGAGCAAUCAUCCGGAGCUUCUCACGGCAGUCGGGGCGACCUCAUCAACGGAAAACGCUCGGGUAUUUGAAGAAUGGGAGACAAAAGUCCUUGGUCUCGCAUGGCUUCCUCACACGGACGUGUUCAAAUUCACGGUUCACAAGUACACAGCCGGGGACGGAAUCACGAAACGCAUCAUUCUCUCGGAGAUCGCACAAUUAUACGAUCCAUUGGGUUUUCUCUCACCGGUAACGAUUCGAGCCAAAGUUCUCUUACAAAGGCUUUGGUUAGAAAAGUUAAAUUGGGACGACCUCGUGUCAACGGAAGUUCGCAACUCCUGGGUCGCGUUUCGGCAGGAACUAUCGCAUAUCGGGACGGUUUCGGUACCACGGUGGCUCAACAUCGCGACGGGUACAUCGGUCGAACUACACGGGUUUUCGGAUGCAUCUCAACUAGCAAUGGGCGCAGCUGUGUACGUUCGGGUUUCGGGCGCGGGUAAUCAAACAACGGUCUCACUGGUCUGCGCUAAGACUAAGGUCGCACCGAUCAAACGGCUCACAAUUCCUCGGUUGGAGCUCGCAGCAGCGGUGCUGCUUGCUAAACUCACACACCACGUGCAAAACGUGCUGGGCCUUGAUGACUCACGGGUAUACCUAUGGACGGCCUCAAUGGUAACGCUCACUUGGGUCACUUCUCAUCCUUCACGGUGGAAGGAUUUUGUUCGGAAUCGGGUAUCACUGGCACAGGAGCUCGUGCCACGGGCCCAAUGGAGAUUCACACCGGGUCGGGACAAUCCAGCGGAUUGCGCAUCACGGGGGCUAACCAUCUCACAACUCGCGCGACAUUCAUCAUGGUGGGACGGGCCUCACUGGUUAGCAAAAGACUCAUUCCAUUGGCCAACUCAUCGCAUCGGGACGGGGGACGCAGCGGCGGUCGAAGAGCGGCCAGGUCUUACACUCUCACUCGCAACAUCACCCUCACCGGUCUACGAUCUCAUCUUGAAAUACUCAUCUCUCACACGGUUGUUGCGAAUCACCUCAUGGCUCUUCAAGGUGAUUACAAACCUGAAAAGAGCGGGCGACGGUACAUCGGGUUCAGCCAACAUCACACCGGGAGACCUGGAGAACUCACGGCUUUAUUGGGUGAAAGCCAUUCAGGGAGCAUACUUCACUUCAGAGCUUAAAACACUCACAUCGGGCUACACUCUCCCGAAAUCGCAUCCGAUCACGCGAUUAACGGGCUUCAUAGAUCAUCAAGGCAUUCUCAGGGUGGGAGGACGGCUGAAGCACUCAGCCUUACAACCUGAUUGCAAGCACUCAGUCAUUCUCCCUCGGGACUCACCACUUACGGCACUUCUCAUCGCUGAUGCCCACGAGCGCACUCUCCACGGCGGGACUCAACUCACUUUGGCUUAUCUACGGCAGAGCUGCUGGAUCAUCGGCGGGCGUGGGCCAGUACGCUCAUACAUUUUGCGUUGCGUGCGGUGCGCGCGCUUCCGGGCGCUCAAGGCACAGCAACUAAUGGGUCAGUUGCCAAUCUCACGGGUUACGCCGGCAAGGCCGUUUCUCUUCUCGGGGGUCGACUACGCGGGGCCAGUUUCACUCAAAAGCUGGCGCGGGCGUGGGAGCAAAUGUCACAAAGGCUGGUUGUGCAUUUUCGUUUGUUUCGCUACCUCCGCUAUGCACCUUGAAGUUGUUACAGAUUUAACCACGGACGGGUUCCUCGCAGCACUCAGACGGUUCACGGGCAGACGCGGGAUUCCGCACACGAUCCAAAGUGAUUGCGGAACCAACUUUCAGGGUGCAGCAGCGGAGCUACGACAAUUAUUCAAAACGGGUACACGGGAAUCCGAACUCAUUCAGCACACUGGGGCAACUGACGGGAUUAAAUGGGUGUUCAACCCACCGGGGGCACCUCAUAUAGGCGGAAAAUGGGAGGCCGCAGUAAAAUCGGUCAAGUAUCAUCUCCGGCGGACGAUUGGGGAUGCCAGUCUCACGUUUGAAGAAUUAACGACUCUUCUCACACAAAUUGAGGGCAUACUCAACUCGCGGCCGUUGGAGCCUCUGUCGGAUGACCCGGAUGAUCAUUCGGUUCUAACCCCUGGGCAUUUUCUCAUCGGGGACACACUCACCUCUAUUCCUGAGCCCUCAUUACGGGAUGUGUCUCAAGGUCGCCUCACACGGUGGCAAUGGCUCCAGGAACGGGUUCAAUACUACUGGGAGCACUGGUCAUCGGGAUACCUGCAACGGCAGCAGGCUAUAUCAAAAUGGCAUCAUCCGAGUCACGACAUCCGGGUCGGGUCUAUGGUUCUACUCAUGAACGAAAACACGUCACCCACAAAGUGGCCACGGGCACGGGUCACACAACUAUAUACGGGAAAGGACGGGCUCACACGGGUGGUUACUCUCAAAACGGCGACGACCACACUCACACGGCCUAUCACCAAACUGGCACUCUUGCCAGUGCCUCAACCGGGAUCAAUCGACAGCACUGCUGCCGAUGGCGGGCGGAAUGUUCAGGAUUGA